Messenger RNA from Salvia hispanica, 1588 nucleotides. RefSeq names its product IQ domain-containing protein IQM4-like. NCBI's taxonomy places the organism in Eukaryota, Viridiplantae, Streptophyta, Magnoliopsida, Lamiales, Lamiaceae. The record is from RefSeq and is a predicted model, not a curated record.
CUAUCCACCAUUUUUUAAGCAUUCCCAUUCGUAAAGAAAUUUCUCUGUGUCUGCAAUCUAAGACAACCAAAAGAAUUCAAAUUCUCUGGUCUCCACAACACGUGGGGUCCAAAAUUUCACCUCUAUUUUCAAGAAUUAUAUAAAGUGGAGGUGUUGAGGAUUGAUUGAAGAAAAAUCAAAAUCCUUGAAAAGUAGUUGCAGAUCAAUGGCAAAAGGGUGCAAGAAGAACUUGUUGCACGUGCGAAAUAUCGAUGCGAUGAACAUAGUUCUUGAACCUCAGCUUUCAUUCAAGAAUGUAGUUGAAGAGUUGAGAAAAUCAGGAUUGGAUGAUGAUGCGAAUGGAAACCCUUCCUCUUCCACUCAACCCGACUUUACGUUCUUCUCUCCGCGGCCUGUUACUGAGCUCGAUGCGGCUGCAGUGAAGCUGCAGAAGGUCUACAAGAGUUACCGAACUCGAAGAAACCUUGCAGAUUGUGCAGUAGUUGUGGAGGAGCUGUGGUGGAAGGCUUUGGACUUUGCAGCUCUGAAGAGGAGCUCUGUCUCAUUCUUCAACGAUGCCAAGCCUGAAACUGCAGUUUCACGGUGGGCUCGAGCCAGAACCAGAGCGGCCAAGGUUGGGAAGGGUUUGUCCAAAGAUGAAAAGGCUCAAAAACUGGCUCUGCAACACUGGCUUGAAGCAAUUGAUCCACGGCAUCGGUAUGGCCACAAUUUACACAUCUACUACGAUGUCUGGUUUAUAAGUGAAAGCACACAACCCUUCUUUUACUGGUUGGAUGUGGGAGAUGGCAAAGAAUUAAAUUUGGAUAAAUGCCCCAGGAUCAACUUGCAACGCCAAUGCAUCAAAUAUCUCGGACCCAAAGAGAGGGAAUCGUUCGAAGUUGUGAUCGUAGAUGGGAAGCUAGUGUACAAAGAGAGUGGCGAUUUGGUUAGCACCGUGGAGGGGUCAAAAUGGAUAUUCGUGCUGAGCACCAUGAGGACUCUGUACAUCGGCCGGAAGCAGAAAGGGCGCUUCCAGCACUCGAGCUUCUUGGCAGGCGGGGCCAUCACGGCCGCAGGAAGAUUGGUCGCUCAAAACGGUCUUCUUGAGGCCAUCUGGCCUUAUAGUGGUCACUAUCUCCCAACAGAAGAGAACUUCCAAGAAUUCAUAACCUUUCUUCAAGACCAUUCUGUCGAUCUUUCAAAUGUUAAGAGGUGUGCGACUGAUGAUGAUGCUCCUCCUACUAUAAAUAAACAAAAUCCCAUUCCCAACCUUGCUAAGCGUUUGUCGCGCAAAUGGAGCACUGGGGCCGGACCGCGUAUUGGCUGCGUACGGGAGUACCCAACGGAGCUACAAUCCCAGGCGAUGGAGCAUGUAAGGCUAUCGCCUAGGGUGCCAUUCGGCCUCAUCACCAACUACGGACCAAUCCCAUCGCCACGCCCCAGUCCAAGGAUUCGAUUAUCCCCUCGCGUCUCGCAUAUGGGAAUGCCUAGCCCGAGGACGCCCGCAGCCAAAGCUAGCUGAGCUCCAACUCCACGUUGUAUUAAUAACACUCUUAAGCUUAUAAGGAUCACAAACUAACAACGAUCCAAGUAUUCAUUCUUUGAUUCA